Emys orbicularis (European pond turtle) is the source of this 3648-nucleotide messenger RNA. It is a transcript of the gene PIGR, whose product is annotated as polymeric immunoglobulin receptor. The record is from RefSeq and is a predicted model, not a curated record. Gene Ontology annotation, molecular function: transmembrane signaling receptor activity. The transcript has 18 exons. Gene Ontology annotation, cellular component: plasma membrane. Lineage: Eukaryota; Metazoa; Chordata; Testudines; Emydidae. Bases 1 to 3648 code for a protein of 1215 amino acids.
AUGGCUGUCUUCAUUGUUUUAUUAACUUUGCUACAAGUUUCAAGUGCCUUAUAUGGACCAAAGAUUUUGACAGGUGAGGUUGGAGGAUCAAUCACUAUCAAAUGCGUCUAUCGACCCAUUAAAGCCAACAGAUAUGACAGAAAAUAUUGGUGUAAAAUAUCAGGAACCAGAAGAGUUUGCAACACCAUCAUUUCUACCAACAAUUUCAUCUCUAAAGACUACAAAGGCAGAGCAUCCAUCACCGACUUCCCUAAGAAUGGCACAUUCACAAUACAAAUGACACAGCUGGAGCAGAAUGACGCUGGGGCUUACAGAUAUGGCAUCGGCAACAACAAUAAAGCCUUAUUCGUCAGCAUGAAGCUAACAGUUUUGGAAAGUACAGUAGCUGGGGACCUUCACAACAGGCUAAUUGCAAAAGGUUCUAAUGUAUCUGAAUCACCAGAGCUUGUGCUUGGGAAGCUCAGAGGGUCAGUGACAAUACAAUGCCAACCUGAAAAUGUCAAAGGCGGUGGAAAGAAAUUCUGGUGCAAACUGGGAAAAACUGGCUGUUCUGUCAUAGCGGACUCUGAUGGUUAUGUGGCCACGAAUUACAAGGGAAGGAUCUCUAUUAACCCUGAAGAAAGCUCUGGUACUUUCAAAAUCUUGAUAAACAGACUAAAAAAAGAGGACUCUGGACUGUAUAAGUGUGGGAUGGCCAUGCUUGGUGACUCUGAAAGUUCAAGAACCAUAGAUCUACAAGUGACUGAAGAGUCAACCCUUCCCAGGGAACCCAGGCUCCUGAAUGGAUCUGAAGGAGGCUUGGUGUCUGCCAAGUGCCACUAUGAUCCGCAACGGAAUUAUGAGAUGAAAUACUGGUGCAGCUGGAAGGAAGCUGGAUGCUCCCUUUUGUCGAAUACCCGUGGAUUUGUACAGGAUGCAUUUGAAGGAAGAAUUCGGAUAAUCAGUGAUAACCAGGAAAAUGGGACUUUCACAGUAGUGAUGAGCCAUCUGGAAGAAACGGAUGCAGGAUGGUACUGGUGUGGGGCUAAAGAUGGAGACACAGAGCAAACAUCCUCCAUGAAGUUACACGUUCAAAACGAAUCAUUCCCUUCACUAGCUCCAGUACCAUCUGCAUCUGUGAGGCCAGUAUCACCAACGUCUGCUCUCCACAGCAUCCCCAGUCAUGUAAAUAUCAUAAGUCAGACAUAUCCCACAAGCAGAGUCACGGAGGGAAUAUUGGAAAAAACAACCCCUGAAGACAGAUUUAUAACCUUUAGCAAUGCAAUCUAUGAAAGCAUCCCCACUCAGGUAAAUGUCAAAAGUCAGACAUAUCCCACGAGCAGAGUCAUGGAGGGAAUAUUGGAAAAAACAACCCCUGAAGACAGAUUUGUAACCUUUAGCAAUGCAAUCUAUGAAAGCUCAUCAACAAGUGAACUGCAACUGCUUCCAGUUGUGAUACCAGCCCUCAUUGUGCUGCUGCUUCUUGUUGCUAUUAUUACUCUUAUAUUUAUUAAAGUCAAGCUUCACAAGAAGAAGGAGAUGAACAGAAGUUCUGUGAGAAACCUUGAAGCAAAAGUAACCUUGACUGAUUUAAAGUGCUUAGAAGAGCAAAUGAUGGAGGAAAACAUGGAUCCAGCAAAGCAAUGUGAACCUGAGUGGGGCCAUGACAAAGGUAGACACAUAUUCUGGAUUCUGUGCUCAAAUAUCAUCUCCCUGGUUAGAGGACAGUUAAAAACAAAGCUAAAGUCUGUGCAAAAGGCACGAUUUCAGGAGAGGUUGGGGAACCAGGCAUUUGAAAGGAAAAUGACUUUCUUGGUGUUCAUCUUCUUGCUCUCCCUCCUCCAAGCUGAGUCUGCAAGAAUUUCAAGUUCAAGCCCCAUAUUCGGACCAAGGCAGGUGACCGGUUUGCUGGGAGGAUCAGUUACUGUGAAAUGCUUCUACCCUCGCACCAGUGUGAACCGACAUGACAGAAAGUACUGGUGCAAGGAAUCAACACGGCAAUGUGUGACCGUCAUUUCUUCCAGUGGCUACACUGCUCAAGACUUCGCUGGCAGAGCGACAAUCACAGACUUCCCAGAGCAAGGCAUCUUCACCAUUGAGAUCUCAAAGCUAGUGGAAAAGGACAUCGGCUUUUAUAAAUGUGGCAUUGGUCUCGUAAAUAGAGGUCUUUCCUUCAGAGUCAAGCUGGAUGUUUCCAAGGGUCCAAACGUGCCCGAAGAAGCUGAACUCUAUUACAUCGAGCUGGGAGGUUCUGUGACCAUCAACUGCGCGUUUGGCACGGAAUAUGGUAGUGAGAGGAAGUACAUGUGCAAAAUGGGGAAAAUCGGCUGCUCUAAUGUCAUCGACACCUACGGGAAUGUUAACGAAAACUACAAAGGGAGAGUUUUGCUGAGUCCUCAGGAGCUUGCUGGGUCAUUCAGCCUCUAUAUGACCCAGCUGAGGAAAGAAGAUUCAGGUGUAUAUUUGUGUGGGGUUGGGGCUUACGGAGAGAAAGGAGAAUCCAAAGAACUGGAUGUGCAUGUCUACCAAGAGACAUCUGUCCCCCAGGGACCACACGUAAUAAAUGGAGUCAUAGGAGGUUCAGUAUCUGUCGAAUGCCACUAUGAUCCACGGGGGAAUUACACUAUCAAGUACUGGUGCAAAUGGAGGAAGAAUGGAUGCAAUCAGUUAAUAACCAACCUUGAGAGUAUGAUAGAUUCGUAUGAAGGAAGGAUAAUCCUGCAUGAUAACCCGGAAAACGGAACAUUCACGGUAAUAAUGAACCAGCUGACAGCAGGGGAUGCAGGAUAUUACUGGUGUAUGACGGAUGGAGAUAUGGAAAGGAAAUCUACGAAGGAGCUGAAGAUUAUAGAUGGGCAACCUGGUUUAACAGGACCGAAAAAGAUUGAUGCAGUCAUUGGUACACGGGUCACUAUACCAUGCUCUUAUCCAUGCAAAUAUUAUUCUUACCAGAAAUAUUGGUGCAAGUGGCGUAAUACUGGCUGCCAAACUCUCAUCUCCUCUGAGCAAAACCAAACCGGCCUGGUUGUCAACUGUGACAAGGAGAAGAGGACACUCUACCUAACUUUUGACCAAGUAAUACAGGCAGACCAAGGGUGGUAUUGGUGUGGAGUGAGCCAUUCUGGUCACUAUGGGGAAACCAUGGCAGUGUUCCUGACAGUAAAUGGAGAUGCAAUCCCUCCCAAUGCAAAAUCUGAAGAUGCUACUAUUUCCAACACAGACUCUGAAAAUAGUAAUGAUCCCCAAAACAGAGGCGGGGUCAUAGAUAACAACUCUUUACCAAGCUCACAGGAACAUGACAGCUCUAAGGUGAUUCUCUCAGUCCUGCUCCCCAUUGCUGCUGUGUGUCUGCUCCUUGCUACAGUCUUUGUGGUUGUUAAAUUUAGGCUCCUGAAGCGCACAGAUUUGGUUUCGGUUGGAAGCUACAGAACAAACAUUAGCCUGUCAGAAUUUGAGAAUUCCAGAGAUUAUGGAGCGAAGGACAACGUGGGCAUACAUGAUGCGCAGGAGACCCAGCUAGGAGGAGUGGAUGAAUUUAUAACUACCCCUGGCAAUGCUGAAGGUGCAGAAGAACCACCGAAGGUGAAAAGGGGCUCCAAGGAGGAAGCUGAUAUUGCUUACAGCACAUUCCUGCUUCAAGCGAACAAAGUAGCUCAGGGAGAGGCUUAG